Messenger RNA from Trypanosoma conorhini, 348 nucleotides. RefSeq names its product retrotransposon hot spot (RHS) protein. NCBI's taxonomy places the organism in Eukaryota, Euglenozoa, Kinetoplastea, Trypanosomatida, Trypanosomatidae. The annotation marks the transcript as partial. The transcript has a single exon. The record is from RefSeq and is a predicted model, not a curated record.
AUGUACGGAACAAGCGAAGAAUUUCACGCUUCUUCGGAGAGCUCCGCCUCUAAUGUGCAGCGGGGACGGCGUCGCUCGAGGUCAGGGCUCGAAAGCAGCGUUCCCGGUCAGUACCGUGCACAGUUCCGAAGGUUGGAGAGGGCACCGCAGAGGGCAAUGUGGACCCUUCACAGUGCUGUGGAGGACGUGCUGCUGGAGGGAGUAGAUGUUACAGAACGAAUGACGCUAAACGACUUCAUCAGGAGGUACGUUGAUCCCGAUUUCGUGCUCGAAGGCCGCAAUGUAAUGAUGGGGGUGUUUGCUCGUAGGCCUGAGGAUUGCAUCAGUGACGAGCGGCUCCUACGAAGA